AUGACUCGAGGAGACGGACAUCUAUGGACAGAGACAUAUGAUAGUUCUACAGUCGCUUUUAUGAUCUUAGGUGCCGCCCUAGUUUUCUUUAUGGUACCAGGGCUGGGCUUUCUUUAUUCUGGUUUGGCAAGAAGAAAGUCUGCUCUGGCUUUAAUUUGGGUAGUGAUAAUGGCUACCUUAGUCGGUAUGCUACAAUGGUAUUUUUGGGGCUAUUCAUUAGCUUUCUCUAAGACUGCGACGAAUAACAAAUUCAUCGGGAACUUAGAUUCAUUUGGGUUUAGAAACGUCUAUGGUAAAAUUUCGGAUGAUUCUACAUAUCCUGAACUGAUUUAUGCCAUUUUUCAAAUGAUGUUCAUGUGUGUCGCAUUGAGUAUUAUAGCGGGUGCCACCGCGGAAAGAGGUAAGCUUUUUCCACAUAUGGUUUUUCUUUUUGUUUUUGCGACUUUGGUUUACUGUCCUAUCACUUAUUGGAUUUGGGCACCAGGUGGGUGGGCCUUCCAAUGGGGGGUAUUAGACUGGGCUGGCGGUGGAAAUAUUGAAAUCCUGAGUGCUGUGGCUGGUUUUGUUUACUCUUAUUUUCUAGGAAGAAGAAAAGAAAAUCUCCUGAUCAACUUUAGACCACAUAACGUUUCCAUGGUGACUUUGGGAACUUGUAUACUGUGGUUUGGUUGGUUGCUGUUCAAUGCAGCAAGCUCACUGUCGCCAAAUAUGAGAUCCGUAUACGCGUUCAUGAACACCUGCCUCAGCGCCACCACGGGUGGAAUGACGUGGUGUUUGUUAGAUUAUCGUUCUGAAAAGAAAUGGUCCACUGUUGGGUUAUGCUCCGGCAUUAUCUGUGGCUUAGUUGCUGCCACACCUAGCUCCGGUUGUAUUACUCUUUAUGGUUCUUUGAUCCAAGGUAUAAUAGCAGGUGUUGUUUGUAAUUUUGCAACAAAAAUAAAAUAUUACUUGAAAGUGGAUGAUUCCUUGGAUUUAUUAGCAGAACACGGUAUCGCUGGCGUGGUAGGAUUAAUUUUUAACGCUCUAUUUGCAGCUGAUUGGGUUAUUGGGAUGGAUGGUACUACAAAACAUAAGGGUGGUUGGUUAACGCAUAACUGGAAACAAAUGUACAUUCAAAUUGCCUAUAUCGGUGCUUCUGCGGGCUACUGUGCUGUGGUAACAGCCAUCAUUUGCUUUGUAUUAGGCAAAAUUCCGGGUGUCCAGUUAAGAGUCACAGAGGAAGCCGAAGCAUUAGGGUUGGAUGAAGAUCAAAUAGGCGAAUUCGCUUAUGAUUACGUGGAAGUUAGAAGAGAUUAUUACCAGUGGGGGGUAGAUACUGAUGCCCUUCAUACUACAUGCAAUGGCGCUAAUUCUGCUUCUGAAACAAACCCUACUGAGGACAGCCAAAACUCUUCGUUGUCAUCAGCUACAGUAAGUGGCCAAAACGAAAAAACAAGUAAUCAUAACCUACAUCACGCAAAAGAAGCAUGA
This is a messenger RNA of Saccharomyces paradoxus, 1470 nucleotides long. RefSeq names its product ammonium permease MEP3 (gene MEP3). Bases 1 to 1470 code for a protein of 489 amino acids. The record is from RefSeq and is a predicted model, not a curated record. Gene Ontology annotation, biological process: ammonium transmembrane transport. Gene Ontology annotation, cellular component: plasma membrane. NCBI's taxonomy places the organism in Eukaryota, Fungi, Ascomycota, Saccharomycetes, Saccharomycetales, Saccharomycetaceae. Gene Ontology annotation, molecular function: ammonium channel activity. The transcript has a single exon.